Homarus americanus (American lobster) is the source of this 1641-nucleotide messenger RNA. RefSeq lists its product as uncharacterized. NCBI's taxonomy places the organism in Eukaryota, Metazoa, Arthropoda, Malacostraca, Decapoda, Nephropidae. Bases 356 to 1321 code for a protein of 321 amino acids. The record is from RefSeq and is a predicted model, not a curated record. The transcript has 2 exons.
GGAAGUAAGACCUGAUCAUCACACCCGCUCGCUCCAGUACUUGUCCACGUGUGACUCGUUAAGUUAUGUAUAUUUAGACGAAUAUGCUCUGGUCUAUAGAGUAUAACAGCAUGCUUGUAACUCACUUAAUCUGCAACAUUUAAAUUUGUACAAGAUUAAUUCGUGUUUGUUGUGAUUCUUCUGUAGAACUAAUCCUGAUGGUUGACCUUUGAGAAUAGUUUUGACCUCUUAAUUGGAUAUUACAGGGAACGAUAUACGGGGUGAAUAUUGCCUUGACAAAAAAAAUCAAACCUUUUGGUAUAGUUGUCACCAAACAAGUGUAAACUGUGUGUGUUAUCGUUGUAGUGAAGAUACAAUGCGCUAUAACACUUUACAAAGACUAAUUGUUCUUUGCCUGGUUGUUCUUGUUCUCUCCUGGGUCCUGUUCUUCAUGUUCUUCUUACAGGAUCCCUUGGCAAGCCAGAGUAAUGUACUGUACAGGAUGGCUGGUCCUUUGUCCGCUGAUGAUCCUCAAGUCCUGAAGAUCCUUAAGAACGAUUUCCUCGACCUUCCUUCGUCCCUUCCUUACAACAUCUCCGACAACAGUCACAUAGGUUCACAAGACUUCACUUGGCCUUGGAUCAACGAACACCUUCAGGAGAUGUUCCACGACCAGCACGGUGGAUUCUUUGUGGAGGCUGGAGCGCUGAACGGUGUUUACCUAUCCAACACACUCUGGCUUGAGAAGAAUCUUGGAUGGACAGGACUUCUCAUUGAGCCGGACAGGGAGAGCUACAAGGAACUCAAAUUUAAGCACCGCAAAGCCUGGAGCUCCAACACCUGCAUCUCUUCUGAGUCUUACCCUAAACAAAUUAUUCUUGAGUCACAUUACGUCGUACAGAAAGAAUGGCUGGACAAACUUUACUUUUGGGCUUAUCGAGGCCACAGUCACGAGAUGCGGCAGGAUAAUCUAAACAAGGAGGAUAAGACGAAAGCGUGGGACUUCACCUACAGCAGUGUACAAUGCUUCCCUGUCCUCUCCUAUCUCCUGGCACUCAAUCUAACUACCGUCGACUUGCUUUCACUGGACGUCCAAGGCACUGAGGCACUUAUCCUGGAGACCAUACUGAAGGACACAAGGGUCUCCAUCAGGGUCAUAGUGGCCGAGGACGAAAAACACAGCUUCAACCACUCACACAUGGACAGGCUGGGCUACGUCUUGGUGGCCUCAAGCGUAGAUCACAUCUACGUUAAGAAAGGUGAUGGAAUACUUGACCGCAGGAACGUCAAAGCGCGAAUUGCCAAACUGAAAGCUGACAAGAUGACGCCAUCCAGCUCAUAACCCUCGCUGUGAGUUGUGAUUAAUCCUCUCCGACACACACUGCUCAGAACCCUCGCUGUUACUGACUCUCUCCGACACACACUGCUCAGAACAUACCAUAAAUAAAAAAUAAUAAAUAAAUCAGGAAAUCUAAGUAUUUAUCCGCACACAGGCAUAGUAUGUACACAAACAUAGUUCAGGUAGACAAACAAUGGUUAACGAUGAGUCGACUCACACUAGGACAGCCUCGAAAUGUGUUAAGCUACAAAAUAGAUGAAAAAAUACGUAACUACAAAAGGAAAACAUUGGGUUUACUCGCUUCAGUGUAAAGAAAUAAAAGA